This is a messenger RNA of Chenopodium quinoa (quinoa), 1237 nucleotides long. RefSeq lists its product as uncharacterized. Lineage: Eukaryota; Viridiplantae; Streptophyta; Magnoliopsida; Caryophyllales; Amaranthaceae. Bases 138 to 590 code for a protein of 150 amino acids. The transcript is spliced from 2 exons. The record is from RefSeq and is a predicted model, not a curated record.
UGACACAUCACUUGGGCACAAAAAGUUUGGCUCUUUUAAGAGAGGAAAUGGUAAAUUUAACUAUUCUAAACAUCAACUCUUAAUACAAUAUUAUCAUCUUCAAUAUGUAACUUAAAUUUAUUUUUAGACAGCGGAGGAUGGUGAAACACCUGAUCGCCUUAAGGUCUUUGAAAAGGCUUAUAGUGACGCAAAAAAAGAAACCAGUGGAUCCAAUUUCUGAGAUGAAGCUUGCUUCAGUGAAAAACCAUAAAGAGAAGCUUGCCCCUGAUUGUGAUAUUGUUAGUGAGCGAGACAAAAUAUUUGAGCUUGUUGUUGCAGAAGAUAAGCGUGGGUACAAGCGUACGUAUGGAAUUGGUGUGAAAAUGUCAACUAAAGGUAGCUCUAUGUACCACAACACUAAAGCAAUACAUAUGGUUGAAGAAGAAGUGAGGAAAAGAAAAGCCUUGGAAGAAGAAGUGGAGAUAGAAAAGCAAAAUAGGCUAGAAUUGGAGCAAGAAAUUUCGAUAGAAGCUGAUAAAAGAAAGGAGCUAGAACAUAUGUUAAGUGAAAUAAGGAAAAGGAAGCUUUGGAAGAAGAAAUGCAGACAUUGAAGAAAUUGGUUCUCCACAUGCAAUCUAAUCAAGGUAUGUUUUACCAUUUUUACUCCAUUAUUCAAAACAAAUAUAUAUAUUAUGAUGUUACUACUCUCUUUUGCCGCUCUUUUGCUACUAUUUUGAUUACACUAUUGUUGUUUCAAAUGUAAUUGAGUGUGUUAUUUCAAGUUGUUAAAUAGCUUGAAUUGUCAAUGUAUUGAGGUUUUUGGGUCAUAUUUGGUUGUCACAUUGCUGUAGUUUUGUGGGUUGAUUAGAGGUAGUUUUGUGGUGCUACUUAUGAGCUGUUUGUCGUGCGACUUAUGUUUACUCUCUUUUGCCGCUCUCUUAUAUGUAUAGCUUCUUUUUUUCUUUUUCUUUUUUUUUUUUUUUGGUAUUUACAGCUAAAACCCAGUGAUGAAUUAGAAUAUCCAAGCUUGAAGAUUGUUCAUGCAGGUGCAUAGAUCUUUUUUUGAAAUCAAGUAGUUGCGUUGUACAUUUGUUGAGAAAACUUUAUGCUAUUAUUGUACUUCUUAUAUCAUAAAUGGUGGUGGUGAUGAUGUAAAAACACUUUGUUUAUAUUAGUAUGCAUGCACCAACUUUUUGUACUAAAACUCUAUUAUGAGAACUUAUGGAUAAAUAGUAAAAAUAUUCCUUUUGUUCAAGUA